AUGAAUCAAAUUAUUGCUUUCGUUUGUCUCGCGGUGUUCGCUUGCACGGUUUCCGCGAGCCAUCUGGAGGAGGACCAUGGACACUCGACCUACGAGGAGAAAACGAAGCAUGUGGAGAUACCGAUCUAUAAAAAAUAUGCGAUACCGAUCCCUCAUCCGGUGCCAGUUAGUGUACCUCAGAAGAUCGAGAUACCGAUCCCUCAGCCACAAAACGUCCCCAUUGAGAUUCCUCAGCCUUACCCGGUCGAGGUGAUCAAGCAGAUUGAAAUACCUGUAGAAAAACCGGAACCCGUUGUCGUGGAGAAACAUGUACCGUUCGUGGUGGAGAAGCCGUAUCCAGUCUACGUCGAGAAGAAAUUCCCGAUCCCAGUCGCCAAACCGUAUCCAGUUCAUGUUCCAAUCUACAAGCACGUGUUCCAUUACACCUCGAAGGGCAAGGGUUGGCACUAA
This is a messenger RNA of Dufourea novaeangliae, 450 nucleotides long. Its product is annotated as MAGE-like protein 2. The record is from RefSeq and is a predicted model, not a curated record. Bases 1 to 450 code for a protein of 149 amino acids. The transcript is spliced from 4 exons. NCBI's taxonomy places the organism in Eukaryota, Metazoa, Arthropoda, Insecta, Hymenoptera, Halictidae.